AUGCCAGGGUCCGGCAUUGGGCUCGCAGUUGCAUCGUAUCUAUUAUCGCAAGGCUGGUUGGUAGUUAUUAGUGACAAAGAUGCUGUUGCUGGAGAAAAAGCCGCUGCAGAACUGGGAUGCAAGUUCUUCGCUGCAGACAUCACCAAUUACGACCAGUUGGCACAAACAUUCGCCCUCACAUGGCAACAGUAUCACCGCCUAGACUUUGAACACUAUUAUGACGAGGAGCCACUCGUUGUCAGCUCUGAUGGUUUUGAGUCGCUACCAAUACCUGCAUUCUUGAUGACUGCAAAAGUAAACUUCAUAGGUACACUUCAAACGGCGUACCUGGCUCAACAUUACCUGGCCCGAAACGGAGGUGGCUCUCUGAUCUUCACUGCAUCUUCCGGCUCUCUAUAUCCAUCUGCGGCAGUACCCGUCUAUUCCGCAUCAAAACAUGGGGUCCUUGGCUUCGCUCAAAGCAUUGCCAAAUACUCUUGGGAGGAAAAGAACAUCCGAGUUAAUUCUCUCUGCCCCGGAACCAUCAUCACUGGGCUCACAGAUGAGAAAAACUGGGCUCGCUUUCCCAAAGCUCAUCUUACACCGAUGAAGAAGCUCGUAGAUGUAGUGGGUAUUUUGCUUGAUGACCCCGCCAUUCACGGCAAGGCGGUUGAGAUUAGUGGACUAAAUCACUACUUCCAUUCGCCGAGAACACCAGUGGAUGAGAGUAUGGUUGUGGCCGUGGAUGAGGUACAAAGUCGAUCAUUUUUGUAA
This is a messenger RNA of Hyaloscypha bicolor E, 753 nucleotides long. Its product is annotated as NAD(P)-binding protein. The record is from RefSeq and is a predicted model, not a curated record. Gene Ontology annotation, molecular function: oxidoreductase activity, acting on the CH-OH group of donors, NAD or NADP as acceptor. The transcript has 2 exons. NCBI's taxonomy places the organism in Eukaryota, Fungi, Ascomycota, Leotiomycetes, Helotiales, Hyaloscyphaceae. Bases 1 to 753 code for a protein of 250 amino acids. Gene Ontology annotation, cellular component: cytoplasm.